AUGAGUCUCGGCUGCUCCUCAGGCUCCCGGAGCCUGGACAGCUCCCGGGGUGGCGAGUCACCUGAGGAAGCUGGUGAUCAUCCUUUGGAAGUCCCAGUUACUCGGGAGCAACUAAACCACUACAGGAAUGUGGUUGAAAAUGUUCGAAGUGAACUUGCAGCAACUUUGGUCAAAUUCGAGUGCACUCAGUCUGAGCUUCGAGACCUCCGUUCCAAGAUGCUUUCUAAAGAAGUUUACUGUCAGGAGCUGAAGGCUGAAAUGGAGAGCUACAAAGAAAAUAACGCCAGAAAGUCAUCUCUCCUCACCUCUUUGAGAGACAGAGUUCAGGAACUUGAGGAAGAAUCAGCAGCACUUUCCACUUCUAAAAUCAGAAUAGAAAUCACAGCUCACACCGCAAUAAGGGAGAACCAGGAAUUUGUGAAGAAAGUUCUAAAACUAGAGGAGAAGUUACUAAACUGUUCAAAGGAAAGUGAGGAGACUAAGAAACAAGUUUCAGAGAAUUGUAGGAGACACGAGGAAUUUCGAACUCAGCUUCAUGACUGCUUGGGUCUAGAAGAGAAGCAAGACGUGGCAUCAGAUGAAGAUUUAAUUUUAAAGCUCAGAGAGCUGUGCAAGGAAAACAUGUUCAUGAAAGGACAAAUCGUUACUCUUGAAGCGACUAUAAAUGUCCAUGAGAUGGAGGUAAAAGCUAACAGAGAAACGAUCAUGAGGCUGGCGUCAGAAGUCAACAGGGAGCAGAAAAGAGCUGCCUCCUGGGCUGAGGAGAGAGAGAAGCUGAACCAGGACUUGCUCAGUGCUGUGGAGGCAAAAGAAGCUCUAGAAAGGGAAGUUAAGAUCUUUCAAGAAAGGCUGCUUGCUGGACAGCGGGUCUGGGAUGCAGCCAAGCAGGAGCUGAACCAACUGAAGAAAAGCUCGCAGGAGCUGGAGAUGAGCUUGAAGGUCAGCCGGGAUGCAGCCACAGCCUGCCACCGCCAGAACUCCUCCUUUAGGGAGAAAAUUGCAGUGCUCCUUCACAGCAGAUUGGGUAUAGCUGGGUCCACGGAGGAUGCCAUAUUGGAGAGGAUUCGAGAGCUGGGCAACCAGGAAGAGAGCAGGAAAAGGAUGGUCACCCAGCUUGAAGCCCAAAUAUCUGAGCUUGUGGAACAGUUGGGAAAUGAGUCUGAAUUUCACCAGAAAGCUCUGCAGAGAGCUCAUGAGGCAGAAAAAAAGUUGGAAACUCUACAGGAUCAGCUGAAUCACCUGGAGGGAGAGCUGGUUUCUGGAGAUGUUUUGCGAGACAACUUGAAUUUUGAGAAACAAAAAUAUCUGAAGUUUCUGGAUCAGCUUUCAGAGAAAAUGAAAUUGGGCCAGAUGGCUGCUGAACUUGGCUUUGAUAUGCGUCUGGAUGUAGUUUUAGCUCGCACAGAGCAGCUGGUCCGCCUUGAGAGCAACACCGUCAUUGAAAACAAGACCAUUGCCCACAAUUUACAGAGAAAGCUAAAGACUCAGAAAGAACGACUGGAAAGCAAAGAACUACAUACGAACCUCCUCCGACAGAAAAUCGCCCAGCUUCAGGCAGAGAAGCAGAUGUGCACUGCCCUGGAGGUGGAGCACGGCGAGGCCCAGCUCACCAUCAGGAAGUUGGAGAAGAAGGUGGAAAGGAUGCAGAAGGAGCUGAGUGUGUGUCGAGAAUGUAACACUGAGCUCAAAGCCAAACUGGCCGACACCAAUGAGCUUAAGAUUAAAACUUUGGAACAGAGCAAAGCCAUUGAAGACUUAAAUAAAUCCAGAGACAAGUUGGAGAAGAUGAAGGAGGAAGCAGAGAAGAAGCUUCUGUUGGUCACGUCAGAACUGGAUACUACAGAGCACGAGGCGAAAGAGGGCAAGGAACGGGCCAGGAGCAUGUUGGCGGUGGUAACCAGUGAGAUGAAGACCCUGAAGAAGUCUCUGGAUGAAGCAGAAAAGAGGGAAAAGCAGCUGGUGGACUUCAGGAAGGUGGUUUCCCAGAUGCUGGGCUUGAACGUGACCUCUCUUGCUCUUCCUGACUACGAGAUCAUCAAAGGUCUGGAAAGACUAAUCCAUUCACACCACCAUCACUUUAUCACCUGUGCAUGCCUCAAAGAUAGGACUACUGGGCAAGACAGGUGCCUACAAGGCCACUUAAAACCUCUACCUUGA
Nannospalax galili (Upper Galilee mountains blind mole rat) is the source of this 2157-nucleotide messenger RNA. It is a transcript of the gene Ccdc170, whose product is annotated as coiled-coil domain containing 170. The transcript has 11 exons. Gene Ontology annotation, molecular function: microtubule binding. Bases 1 to 2157 code for a protein of 718 amino acids. The record is from RefSeq and is a predicted model, not a curated record. Gene Ontology annotation, biological process: microtubule cytoskeleton organization. Gene Ontology annotation, cellular component: Golgi apparatus. NCBI's taxonomy places the organism in Eukaryota, Metazoa, Chordata, Mammalia, Rodentia, Spalacidae.